Messenger RNA from Juglans regia (Persian walnut), 1773 nucleotides. RefSeq names its product trihelix transcription factor GT-1-like. The record is from RefSeq and is a predicted model, not a curated record. Lineage: Eukaryota; Viridiplantae; Streptophyta; Magnoliopsida; Fagales; Juglandaceae. The coding region runs from base 273 to 1238 and encodes 321 amino acids. The transcript is spliced from 6 exons.
CUUCACGCCUCUCUCUCUCUCUCUCUCUCUCUCUCCUGGCUGUGUUUUUCACAACUCAGACAGAAAUUACACACUCCUUCAAAGUUACUGUUACGUCUGCAUAAAGUGAAACCAAAUAUCGAAGAAAGCAAUCAAAAGUAUCAAACCAGCUCCAGUCCCCACAAAUGAGUUUACUCUCACUCCAACUUCCACCCAUCAAAAUCCCCAUCUCUUUCUAGACGUAAGCCACUUCUCUCUCUCUCUCUCAGACGAAGACACAAACACUGACCACCAUGUACUCCGAGAAGCCCCGUCCCAUCGAUUUCUACAAGGAGGAAAGCACCCGCGACAUGAUGAUCGAGGUCGUCUCCAAUGGAGACCUCCCACCUCACCACCACCCUCACCCCCACCACCAGCAGAUGAUCCUUGGUGAUAGCAGCGGCGGCGACGAGGACCACGAGGUCGAGGUCAAGGCCCCCAAGAAGCGUGCCGAGACCUGGGUCCAGGACGAGACCCGUAGCCUAAUCGCUCUUCGCCGAGAGAUGGACGGGUUGUUUAACACCUCUAAGUCUAACAAGCAUUUAUGGGAGCAGAUUUCAUCGAAGAUGAGGGAAAAGGGUUUUGAUCGUUCCCCAACAAUGUGCACCGAUAAGUGGAGGAACUUGCUUAAGGAAUUCAAGAAGGCUAAGCAUCAAGAUAGGGGGAGUGGGUCGGCCAAGAUGUCGUAUUACAAGGAAAUUGAGGAGAUUUUGAGAGAGAGAAGUAAGAAUGCGCAGUACAAGAGCCCCACGCCGCCUAAAGUUGAUACCUAUAUGCAAUUCUCGGAUAAAGGGAUUGAGGAUGCCGGCAUUUCUUUUGGACCUGUGGAAGUUCUUUCGUGUGCAGCCACUGGCAGGCCAACACUCAAUCUGGAGAGACGUUUAGAUCAUGAUGGACAUCCUCUUGCCAUUACCACCGCUGAUGCAGUUGCAGCAGCAGCAACUGCUCCAUGGAAUUGGAGAGAGACCCCUGGAAAUGGUGGGGAGAGUCAGUCAUAUUGUGGAAGGGUCAUAUCAGUCAAGUGGGGGGAUUACACUAGAAGAAUUGGUAUUGAUGGCACUGCAGAAGCCAUCAAGGAGGCAAUUAAAUGUGCUUUUGGGUUAAGAACUAAACGCUCCUUUUGGUUGGAGGAUGAGGACCAGAUAGUCCGAAGCCUUGACCGGGAUAUGCCUUUGGGGAAUUAUAUGCUUCAUCUUGAUGAAGCCAUAUGCCUGGCAUAAUGAAGUACUUAUAAGAGAAAGGUUGAACUCCUAAUUGCAGGAUUGGCAAUAAAAGUGUGCCUUUAUGACGACACUGAAGAGAAGAUUUUUUACACUGAAGAUGAUUACCGUAGUUUUCUGUCCAACCGGGGCUGGUCAUGUCUGAGGGAGUUUGAUGGGUAUAGAAACAUCGAUAAUAUGGACGAUCUUCGGCCUGGUGCAAUAUACCGUGGCAUGAGUUGAAGACAGGUACGUCAUCAUCAUCGUCAUGGGGAUUUCGUUACUCUGUUUCAAUCUUGAUGUAGGUUCGUCACUGGUUCGAAACAGUCUUGCUCAGUUGUGUAUAAAUGUUAUUCCCCCCACUUUUAUUUGCUUCAAUGCAGUGGAGGGAAUUUGUUGUGCUGUUUCUUGAUACAAGCGCUGUACUAAUCAAGAACAAUGUUGCUCAAUAUGCAUAUGUUCAUAGGACAUGGAAAAGCCCAUUACAAAUCUGUAAAUAUUUUACUAUUCAACACUUAAGUCUGAGUAUUCUAAGAGCUAAGGCAGUUCUAGGGUU